This is a messenger RNA of Neoarius graeffei (lesser salmon catfish), 4108 nucleotides long. It is a transcript of the gene suz12b, whose product is annotated as SUZ12 polycomb repressive complex 2 subunit b. The coding region runs from base 426 to 2519 and encodes 697 amino acids. NCBI's taxonomy places the organism in Eukaryota, Metazoa, Chordata, Actinopteri, Siluriformes, Ariidae. Gene Ontology annotation, molecular function: chromatin DNA binding. The transcript is spliced from 16 exons. The record is from RefSeq and is a predicted model, not a curated record. Gene Ontology annotation, cellular component: ESC/E(Z) complex; nucleus.
GGCGUUAGCUAACUUGCUAAAGACUUUCUGAGGAGGAAUGCUAACGUUUCUGGAUUAGCUAGCAACACCUCAGCGUAUACUUUUACCUGGAAUAUUUUAUACAUUUUAUUGGUUUUUUUUUUAGACUGGGGGCUAAAUCGUUAAACGGUUAAAUGUUUGUAGGUAACGGUUAAGUGAUGUGUUUCGAAUUAAAAUAAGAAGAGGAGUAGGGAGAAACAAUGAAAAGAAUUUAAAACUGAAUUGAUUUAGAAAGGAGCGCGCGACCGGGAGAUUUUUUUUUAAUCCAGUUAGCUAGCAGGCUAGUUGAGAAACUAGCCUUGCUAGUUAGCUAGGUGUUUUUGUUUGUUUUUAACGCUAAUACAUCAGUGUUUUUAUUUGCGGUCCGGCUGUGAGUUUUUAUUUCCAUCCUGUGUUUGUUGCCGUGGAUGGCGCCGCAGAAGUACCCGGGUCAGGUGGUGAGCGCUGCUGCGGGCGGCAGGGCGAGUGGAGCGGUGUGUGUCUCCGCCGUGAACUCGGUGAAAAAGCCCAAGAUGGAGCAGAUCCAGGCCGACCAUGAGCUCUUCCUGCAGGCCUUCGAGAAGCCGACACAAAUAUACAGGUUUCUGCGCACAAGGAACCUCAUUGCUCCGAUUCUGCUCCACAGGUGUCUCACGUUCAUGUCCCACAGAAACUCUCGAACAAACGCUAACAGGAAAGCAUUUAAAGUAGACAACAUGCUGGCAAAGGUGGAGAAGAUGAAAGGAGAUCAAGACUCACACAGUUUAUCGUCACACUUGCAGCUGACCUUCACUGGGUUCUUUUAUAAAAACGAUAAGCCAUGUCAAAACUCAGAAAACGAGCAAAACUCGGUUUCUCUGGAGGUGCUACUCGUCAAAGUCUGCCAUAAAAAGCGAAAGGAUGUCAGCUGCCCCAUAAAGCAAGUGCCUACAGGGAAGAAGCAGGUGCCUUUAAACCCGGACGUGAAGCAGACAAAGCCGACGUCGUUCCCCACGCUGCUCGUGUCCAGCACUGAGUUCGAGCCGAGCAACAGCCACAUGGUGAAGUCUUACUCACUGCUGUUCCGAGUGUCCCGGCCUGGAAAAACACACUCCAGUGCCUAUGUCAACGGCGAGACGGAUGAGAACAUGGAUGUGAAGGAGGAUCUGUCGAGCAGGAAGAAGAGGGGUGUGUCUCACCGCGAUGACGAGGGAAACGCCGCCGAGACGUUCGUUGCACAGAUGACUGUGUUUGACAAGAACAGACGUCUGCAGUUGCUGGAUGGUGAGUAUGAAGUGUCGAUGCAGCAGAUCGAAGACUGUCCUGUCAGUAAGAAAAGAGCCACCUGGGAAACCAUCCUGGACGGAAAGAGGCUGCCUCCAUUUGAAACGUUCUCUCAGGGACCGACUCUACAGUUCACACUACGCUGGACCGGUGACCCAAACGACCCCUCGACGGCUCCUGUAGCCAAACCGCUGUCCACACGCAACUCUGACACCAGCGGACCUGAAAUUCGCACCCCCACCCUCAGAUCUGCCCCGGCGGUAGUGAAAGACUCGAUGAACAGCAGCAGCAGCAGUACAGGAGGAGGGGGAGGGGGAGGUGGAGGAGGUGGUGUUCAGACGAGGAGAGAGCAGACCGUCUCUGAGCCCAGACAGAAACUCCGCAUUUUCUAUCAGUUUCUGUACAACAACAACACGCGGCAGCAAACGGAGGCCCGCGACGACCUGCACUGUCCCUGGUGCACGCUGAACUGCCAGAAACUCUACAGCCUCCUCAAACACCUCAAACUCUCACACAGCCGCUUCAUCUUCAACUACGUGCCUCAUCCCAAAGGGGCCAGGAUAGACGUGUCCAUAAACGAGUGUUACGACGGCUCGUACGUAGGGAAUCCUCAGGACAUCCACAGCCAGCCCGGGUUCGCCUUCAGCCGCAACGGCCCCGUCAAGAGGACCGCCGUCACCCACAUCCUCGUAUGCAGGCCCAAACGCACAAAGCCGAGCCUGUCAGAAUUCCUGGAGUCGGAGGACGGCGAGCCGGAGCAGCAGAGGACGUACGUGAGCGGACACAACCGCCUGUACUUCCACAGCGACAGCUGCAUGCCACUGCGUCCUCAGGAGAUGGACGUGGACAGCGAAGACGAGAGAGACCCCGAGUGGCUGAGAGAGAAGACCUCCACGCAAAUCGAGGAGUUCACGGAUGUCAAUGAGGGAGAAAAGGAGGUGAUGAAGCUGUGGAACCUCCAUGUCAUGAAACACGGGUUUAUAGCAGAUAACCAGAUGAACCAGGCCAUCAUGCUGUUUGUGGAGAACUGUGGUCCUCACAUUGCACACAGGAACCUGUGGCGCAACUUCCUGCUUCACCUGGUCAGCAUGCACGACUUUAACCUGGUCACCACGGCAACCAUCGACCGGGCGAUGACGCGGCUGCGGGAGAUCCAGGCCGAGCUGCCCAAGCCAGAGGAAAACGCCUGUAAUGGCCACGUCGUCUCCUCAGGGUUCUCCCUGCACGGCAAACGCACCAAGAGUGGCGUCACUGACUGAACACCGAACGCCUCCGCAACUCCGAAAAUCAACACCGCUGUGGUUCGGUGCCAAAUCUUUACAACCCAGAAAAAAAAACUGAUACGGUUUCAAAUUCUAGAGCGAGAACUAAAGUAAUAGGAUUCACACAGCUAGCUGCUCGGAAUCAUCAGAAUUUUACCUUUUUUUCCCCCCUCUGAUUCUACAAAAUGCAGAAACUGUUUUUGGUUUUCUAGAACUGACCGAAACUGCCGUUCUCUUACAGCACGUUAAAAUUCACUGCUAUGUUCUGAUAAUUAGCUCAGCGCUCGUGGAAAAUCAUGAAAAAUAAUUUCUGAAAAUUUGCAGAAUAGUUUAAAGAAAGUGGGUUUUUUUGUUGUUGUUUUUUUUAAUUCUCAAGAUUUAAAACAUUUAGAAAUGAAUGUUUUACAGCGGAGGCUAAAUUUGUAGACAAAGACGAGCUGCUGCCGUUGUAAAAAAAAAAAUCCAUCAAUUUUCUGCACAAUUCUAGAAAGCAUUUCUUUCUGACAAGUUUUCCAGAUUUUAACAAAAUGAUGAUAAAAAUAAUACCAUAAGAUUUCCUGCCACCCAACAUCUAGAACGCUUCACAGUUCUUUUCUGUCAGCUUGAUAUUUCAUUUGAAUGUUUUCUCUUCAAUUCUAUGAAGCAUUUCUUUCCAGUUUUCUAGAAUUCAGUAAAAAACAAAAGCUAAAACUAGAUCGUUUGCAGUGCACCGGAGGUCAUCAUAUUUGCAGCCCUAACCGACUCUAUUUACAACCAAAUUCUACAGUUCUGAGCCAGAGCCGAGUUGAUUUUGGAGAUGAUUCUUAACAAAAGGACGUUUUAGACUCAAACGCCACUUUUAAGGACUGAAGCAGCUUUUUUGUGACGUUUUUUGUAUCACACACACAACACUGAGACUGUUUUGUUUGUUUUGUUUUUUAGUUUGUUUUCUCUGUUUGUUUAUCUCCAGAUUCCUUUCUGCCAUUAUCAUUAACUCUAGAAAGGACAUCCUGCCAGUCCUGAUUAUUUUUAAUCUUUUUUUCUUUUACAGUCCGUUAGCACUUCAUUUCACUUAUUUAGUGAUUUUUAUUUUUCCCCCCCAUCCUCUCUGAGUGCGGCACUUUGCCUCAUCCAUCUCAGCGUUAUUAAUUAAUUACUUAAUUAAUCAGCAAUAUUAUCUGAGCUCAUGCUUGUAUUUUUGCCUUUAAUGUCAGUUAAAGGUGCACAAGGAACAAAAUUGGACUUUUAUUGGCUUUUAGAAAUGAACAAAUAUAUGGAUGGAUGGAUGAAUGAAAAGAGGGGCGGAGCAUCUCAACUUCAUCCCUCUGACCCCUGACACACCCCCCCCCAAAAAAAAAACCCGAACACACGAUUAGAAUAGUUUAAUAAUCUGAUCAGGAUGUUAAUCUUGCAUCUGGUAAAUAAGUGUGUCGUACUUUAUAAAAUGCCAAAGCACUCAGUUUUUUCUUUUGGUUUUUUUUGUUUUUGUUUGUUUGUUCCCCCCCUUCACUCAGUAUACAGUGUAUAUUUCAAAUUGUAAACGAAAAAUUGCAUAGGUUUCCCUGUAAUGUGGAAAUAUGACAAAUUAAAAAUGUUUUAAAUGAAAA